Messenger RNA from Patiria miniata (bat star), 1889 nucleotides. Its product is annotated as alkaline phosphatase-like. The record is from RefSeq and is a predicted model, not a curated record. Gene Ontology annotation, biological process: dephosphorylation. The coding region runs from base 141 to 1736 and encodes 531 amino acids. NCBI's taxonomy places the organism in Eukaryota, Metazoa, Echinodermata, Asteroidea, Valvatida, Asterinidae. The transcript has 11 exons. Gene Ontology annotation, molecular function: alkaline phosphatase activity.
AAAAUCAUCUCUGUUUAACCGAAUUGAAGACAAAAAUUACUAGUGUCUUUAAGGCUUACAGUCAUGCCCCUCACAAGUCAAAUCACAAGUGCGUCAAGCCAGCUUGAGAUCAACAAUGUAAAAGGAUUGCUUACAAAACUAUGAUGUCCACGAUGACGUUUGGAUGGCUUGCCGCAUUGAUUACUAUUUUAAUGUCAGUACGGACAGUGCAGUCACAACCUGCCCAGGUCUGGAACGAUCAGGCGUAUGAUACGCUCAAGAAGGCCAUUCUCCGGGAGGAGACACUCAACACCAACACGGCUAAGAACGUGGUGUUCUUCGUGGGUUCCGGCAUGGGGUUAACCACCGUGGUGGCGAGCAGGAUCCUGAGGGGGCAACUGGACGGUAUGAAAGGCGAGGAAACUAUCCUCGCAUGGGAGAAUUUCUCCACCAUGGGAAUGGCAAAGACGUAUACAACCGACCGACAGGUGGCUGACGGUGCCGGUGCCGCUACGGCGCUCUUCUGCGGCGUGAAGACCAAGUCCGGCUUGGUAGGCGUGGACGACUCGGCAAUGCUUGGUGAUUGCAAGACCGGGCAGGCAGCUGCCGUGGACUCCGUCAUGAUCUCGGCAGAGAAGGCUGGGAAGUCAACAGGAUUUGUAACUACGGCCCGCGUCACGCACGCCACACCGUCAGCACUCUAUGCCCAUUCCCCGGACCGGGACUGGGAGAACGACGCAGAUAUCCCUCAGAAGGAGGCCGCCAUGGGAUGCACAGAUAUCGCAUCUCAACUCAUCACGCUGGGCAAGAACACUAAGGUUAUAUUGGGAGGUGGGAGGGCUAACAUGAUGCCUAACACUGCCGCUGAUCCAGAAUACCCAAACCAAAAGGGAACCAGACAGGAUGGCCGCAAUCUUAUCGAUGAAUGGGUGUCGGGUAAGGAUCCUACAACCAGUGAGUACGUUUGGAAAGCGGAGCAGUUUAACGCAGUCGACCCGAAGACAACUGACUAUAUACUUGGAUUGUUCGAGCCCAGCCACAUGCAGUACAGCGAAAACGGGAACAACGACGGCGCAGGGGAGCCCUCUAUCGCCCAGAUGGUGGAAAAGGCCAUCAAGAUCCUGCAAAAAGAUGGCGACGGGUACUUUCUCAUGGUGGAAGGCGGUCGUAUCGACCACAGUCACCAUGACAACAACGCCUACCACGCUCUCCACGACACCGUUGCUAUGAACGAGGCCGUUGCCAAGGCGAUUGAGUUGACCAAUGAGAAUGACACGCUGGUGAUCGUCACGGCCGAUCACAGUCACACGUUAAGCAUCAGCGGGUACCCGUGGCGCGGGAAUCCCAUCCUCGCCAAAGGAUUUGCGUCCGGCAGGCUACUCAUGGACGACGGACUGCCCUACACCACCCUGGCCUACGCUGGGGGACCUGGGGGUAUCAAAGAGAGACAGAGCUUCGAAGACACUGGAAUGAGACGGAACCUGACUAAUACUGACACGGAGCAACCGGAUUUUGUUCAACCCGCGUUGAUCCCACUGGCUACGGGCAGUCACGGCGGCGAGGAUGUGGCCAUCUACGCCAACGGACCCAUGUCCCACCUCUUCCACGGAGUCCACGAGCAGAACUACAUCGCGCACGUGGUGCGCUACGCCGCCCGACUCGGCGGGAACGAGUGUGGUGGGAAUGGGGCGCCCUCGUCGGGCGGUUUCGACCUGCUGUUGACCCUAGCUGGAGUGAUGUUGUGUGUUGCAUUGUAAACAAGAAAAGAAAGAAUCGGAUAAAUACGACCCUGUAACAUUUGGGGACACUCCCGCAGGCGUAAUUUCUUUUUCCUCGGAGGGUUAGGGGCAAUGUCAUGAAUAAUUCAGUUUUUCCUUUGAAUCAUUGCAAGACUUAAGUUCUCGUUCUAU